This is a messenger RNA of Annulohypoxylon maeteangense, 2496 nucleotides long. RefSeq lists its product as uncharacterized. Lineage: Eukaryota; Fungi; Ascomycota; Sordariomycetes; Xylariales; Hypoxylaceae. The record is from RefSeq and is a predicted model, not a curated record. Bases 329 to 2305 code for a protein of 658 amino acids. Gene Ontology annotation, molecular function: oxidoreductase activity. The transcript has a single exon.
CUUGAUUUGUCAUUGCCCCGUCUCAGGGCGUCAUGUUGUCAUCCGUCAAGGCCAUCACUAAUCAAUGCUACGUGGAAUUUUCUACGAGUUGAUGACUCGUAUAAAAUUUCCCCGUUUGAGAAUUUGAUUGGUAUGGUCGUUUGUUAAAUAUGUAGGUCGAAGGCAUAACAUCCUGGGUGGCUCAAUCCAUGAUCAGAGAUAUCUUCGUGUUUGUCGUGAAUUUAAUUUUCGAAUCGUCCUCAUCGCUACUUCGAAUACCUACCCACAUACUUUAGUAUUGAAAGCUGAAGAUAGAUAUCACCUGGUAAACAAAUAGAAUCAGUUCGAAAUGGGGGGGCAAGUCAAUUCAGAACAGUGGCACCCAGGCGAGCGUGCUAUGCACCAGCUUCUGCACGUCACGCAGCACGGGAACCCAACACACCACAGCUUACCGCCACAACAUGGAUACCGCGUCGCGGAGUCUCCGCUUGUCGCCUUCGGAGCGCUGGAUCGGUACGGCAGGCCGUGGGCUACGGUUUGGGGCGGGGAGAAGGGGUUCUGUAGGCCUAUCGCGAAGAGCGUAUUAGGCGUGGGCGCUAGCGUGGAUGUCAAGUUUGAUCCUGUGCUCAGAGGGCUGCUCGAGGUUUCUGUGGAAGGUAGCGAGGGGGCUAUAGAUGUAAGCGACAGUGAAAAAGACGGGGACGAACGGGUGAUGUGGAUGGAAGAAGACGUGAAGGAAGUUGUUGAUAACCUGGUCGUUAAACCUGAAGAUAGGACGAUCAUGGCAGGCCUAUCGAUUGACCUUGAGACGCGCGACCGCGUUAAACUUGCCGGCCGCAUGGUCGUUGGCUCGGUGAGUAGGACGUCGCCCGGCGUCGCGGACUUGCAGAUGGUGUUCCAAGUCGAGGAGGCUCUGGGGAAUUGUCCGAAAUACCUGAAUAAAAAGGUCAUCGUUCCACACACACCCAAGCCUAUGCUUAUGAGCGAGGGGAGGGGUAUCCCGUUGCCGAGGGACGCCAUCGACGUCAUUCAAAAAGCGGAUAUGUUCUUCAUCGCUAGUAAGAACGGCUCCGACAGCAUGGACGUGAACCAUCGCGGCGGCGCCCCGGGGUUCGUCCGCGUCCUCAGAAACGAGAAAGAGGGAGGCGAAGGCGGCGGUCUGAGUAUCGUGUACCCCGAGUACUCCGGCAACAGGUUGUACCAGACCCUAGGUAACCUGCAACAAGACCCGUACGCCGGGCUCGUGUUCCCGGGCUUUGACACGGGCGAUGUGGUCUACGUUACAGGCCGAACAACCAUACUAGUCGGCGAAAAGGCAACAGACAUCAUGCCCCGCGCGAAACUCGCCAUCAAGAUCGACGUCACGGAAGCGCGGUUCGUAAAGGAAGGGCUAUCGUUUAGGGGCGUGCUCGGCGAGCGGUCCCCGUAUAACCCGGCGAUACGCAAGCUCGCUGUCGAACAACAACACGACGUCGGCGUGGACAUAGACACCGGCAUCGGCAUCGCGACGCUAGCCCGCAAAGAAAUCAUAACCCCCUCGAUCUCACGAUACAUCCUCCGCCUCACACCCAACAAAGACACGCGCCUAAGGGCCUGGCGGCCAGGCCACCACGUCACGCUCGACUUCGCGGGGGAGCUGGAUCGCGGGUAUUCGCACAUGCGCGACGACGACCCGCAGAGCCUGAACGACGACUUCGUGCGCACGUUUACUGUUAGUAGACCUCUCGACCUGCGGGACGUCGAUGUCGAGGGGUUUAUUAGAUGUGGGGCGAGCCCGGAGGUCGAGAUCACGGUGAGGCGGCAUGGGCCCGUGACGGCGUUUUUGGAGCGGUGGGAUGGGAGGAGGAGGGUUGAGGUGCCGGUUUUGGGGUUUGGGGGCGCGGAGGGGUUUGUGAUGGCUGGGGAUAAGGAUAAGGAUGCAGAGGGGGAGGUGAAGGUGGUUGUGGCGGCUGGGGUGGGCGUUACGCCGCUUUUGGCGCAGGCGGAGGGGGCGUUGCGGGAGGUUGGGAGGCUUAGGGCGCUGUGGAGUUUGAGGGCGGAGGAUUUGCCUCUUGCUGUGGAUGUGCUUGGGAGGAUUGAGGGGUUGGGUGAGGUUAUGAAGGUUUUUGUUACGGGUGGGAUAGGUGAUGAGGAGAGAGGUUUGGUGGAUGUGGUUCAGGGGUUUGGUGCGCGGGUGUUUGAGAGGAGGAUGGAGAGGGCGGAUGUUUUGGCGGAGGGGAGGAAGGGGAAUAGGAGGUUUUACUGCUGUACCGGGCCGCAGAUGAUGAGGUUGUUGCUUAAGUGGACAGAGGGCGAGGAGGUUUUAUAUGAGAGCUUUGAGUAUUAGAGUGAUGGGUGUGGAUGGGAGUUAUGAAGUGGCUUAGUAGGUGAAUAGGGGUUGGGUAUUACGAGCGGUAUGGGAAUACGAAGUCAAUAUUGGAGAUUCUCUAAACGAAGCUUCUCGGAUACUAUAUCACUACCUAGGUUAGACUGAAACUUAAGUGUGCUUUUGUUUCACUGUAACUAUUUUAUUUCUGG